UCAUUUUAUACCUGCCCUUUUUGGUGCUUGUGCUGUCACCAAGGGAUCAAAUAAAGGCAAAAUAACCGAAAUAAAAAUUAUAAAGAAAUAAAGGCGUUUUAAAAAUAACAUUUAUUUGAUUUUAGAAAAUUGACAAAAAUUGAGGUAAUGGCAAGUUUUAGAGAAAGAUGGAAAAUUUGAAAUGCUUGAAUUGGCCAGUAAAAACUGGCUUUUGUGUAAAUUUUGUUUGCCUCACUUUUUUACCGUUAUAUCUAACACCCACCAAAUUUUACAAUUUUCACGGUCCGUGUAAAAUUAAAAGUAAUCAACCCAUCUUUCCUCAAACACCUCUUUCCCGUUUUAACUUUUCCAAUUCUAGCUUCCUUCCCUCUUGCUGUUUUCACUCUUUAAAUAAAUUUUUACAACUAAACUGAAAAGGAAAGGCACAUUUAACUUUUUUAUUUUUAUAUAAAUUUUACCUUUAAAUUGUUUUGAUUGUAAAGGUUUAUUAUUACAAUUUAAACAUUUAUUUGAUUAUAUAUAUUUUCCUAAAAAAAGAUAUGAUUCUAUUCAACUCAAUUUGCCUUUACUCAGUGUCGAUAUUCUAACCCUUUUUAGCCGUGUCGAGAUCUUAACUUGCGAUAUUUUAUCGACUCGAUGUUUUAAUCCAUCUUUGGCGAGUCGAGAUUUUAACCAACGAUAUUUUAACUGUCGAUAUUUUGUACCUGAAAACUCUGUUAUUUUCUCUUCCUUCACUAUUUCGCACUGAUUCGGUAAAGGUCGGUUCAGAGCGAAAACAACAACUUUGAUCGCGGCCAAUCGAGGGCCAGCCAAACUUGUGAUUGUUUUUACUUUUUUAGCCUAAUCCAAUCCGUGUUAAUCUUUUAUCAUUCGAACCCCUCGAUAAGUGUUAUCUUUUUUCCAACCUGAUGGGUCCAUUUAAAAUUAUCAUUUAGGUUUUAUUUUCUAAAAUUAAAAAUGGCAUCAGUUGGGAAAGCAGUUUCAAAAGAUGUAAAACAACAAAUUAGAACAUCUGCUCUAGCCUUUCUAAACGAAACUUCUAUUUUUGCUUUUGCGGUUGGUGGAGCUUUCAAUCCUACAACUACUGGUUAUUCUAUAGUUGUUGCUCACACCGAUAGGUUUGUCGGUGUUUCCCCUUAUGGUGGUGGUGUUUGGCGAUCUUGGUUUGAUCGUGAUCUCAGUAUUGCUGGACAAGUGAUAUUUAGGGGAGCUCAAAGUGAAAUUCUGCAUAAACUUAUUGAUUUUGGAAGGCCAGCGAUUCAUUUGGAUAGUGAUCGAGGUAAAUUCGAGUUCAACUCUGAACAACAUCUGAAGCCAAUUUUGGCUCAAGUUCCAUCCGACACUUCAACUAAAGAUGAGAAGAAAGGUGAUAAAGAUCAACUUAUUAGUGGUAUUUCAAUUAUUGGCGAUCAUCAUGAUAUACUUUUGAAGUCUAUUGGCGAAUUGGCUGGUUGUGAGCCAGAAGAACUUCUUGAUUUAGACCUCUAUUUGUAUGAUACACAGCCCGCUGAAGAGUUUAUUUCUGGUGCUAGACUAGACAAUUUGGUGGGGACCUACACUUCUAUAAUGGGACUGGUACAAAGUUUAGGCGAUGAACAGGCAUUCUCUACCGACCAAAAUAUUCGCCUUGUUGCUUGUUUUGACAAUGAGGAGGUUGGAAGUGUUAGCGCACAGGGUGCUGCCUCUCAUUUUAUGGAAUGGCUUAUGCGCCGUAUCGUGGCCUCCCCUGAUGAUCCAAAUGCUUUUGAAUGUGCGAUUGGCCGUUCCUACCUGGUUAGUGCAGAUCAAGCGCAUGCUUGUCAUCCCAAUUAUGCAAACAAACAUGAGGACUGUCACAAACCAACUUUCAAUAAAGGCGUAGUUGUCAAAAUAAAUGCAAAUCAGCGUUAUGCAACCUCGGCAGUAACACAUUCUAUAUUUAAAAUAAUUGCGGAAUCAGCAGGGAUUCCUAUACAGAAAGUUGUUGCAAGGACCGACCUACUUUGUGGGUCAACAGUGGGACCAAUUUUGUCUGCCAAAUUGGGAAUUCAGGUUUUCUUUUUGUUUUCAUAUUUGCCAAACUUAAUUCUAAAGACAAUUGAUGUAGGCUGCCCUCAAUUAGCCAUGCAUUCUAUUCGAGAACUUGGAGAUACCUCAUCGAUUCAUUAUGCUACAACGCUUUACUCGCAAUUUUUCAACAAAUUGCCGUCUGUUUUGGGUUCCCUAAAGAAACAUGAACCACCAACUCUAAUGAACGUUGAUUGA
This is a messenger RNA of Meloidogyne enterolobii, 2244 nucleotides long. Lineage: Eukaryota; Metazoa; Nematoda; Chromadorea; Rhabditida; Meloidogynidae. The record is from the annotation of a GenBank genome assembly.